AUGCCAGGCAAAGAACGGAAAUUUAAGCUCAAAAAGCCAGAUAGAUCUGGCCCUGAUCCAUCCAUCGAGACUCUUCUCGACAUCGCAGAAAAACGAAAUUUGAGUGAAGCUCAACGACAGCGUCAAGCAGAAUUAGAUGGAGAAGAUGAGGAGAUCUUAAUAGGAAGACUAGGGGAUUCCGUUCUAUGGACGAUCAGUCUUACGAUGUUACAUUUCACUCUAGAUGUAUUGGUUACACAUCAAUAUGCCGAAGAAAUCGUCUGGAAGGGUGUCGUUUCUAGGACCCUCCAAGCAUGUCCUGUCAUCUGGCUUCUCUUUUAUGCCUUCCAUCCACAUCCCGAACCGUCGAAUUUAUUACCUCAAAUACCUGCCAAGGCGCAUCCUUAUGUACACGAAAUCUUUUUCUCCGCUGCUAGUAUAAUAGCUGGAUGUUAUCUUAUACACAUUACAAAUGAAUAUGGUCAUUUUGCCACAAUGAAACAGGCUCCACCAGUAGGGACUAUCUGGAUUUGGGCGGUGAUUGAGUUGAACAUUUUAUGGGCAGUACCUAGUGUUGCAUUUUGCGCUAUAUAUCUGAAGGUCAAGGGGUAUGCAUUCCUUUAG
Molecule: messenger RNA, 603 nt
Organism: Botrytis fragariae
Lineage: Eukaryota; Fungi; Ascomycota; Leotiomycetes; Helotiales; Sclerotiniaceae
Exons: 2
Coding region: 1-603 (200 amino acids)
Source: RefSeq, a predicted model, not a curated record